AUGCCUGGGAUCUCAAUUGAGAAUGAAGUCAAACAUGAUAAUCCAUCGACUAUCUCUCGAGAUGUCGUCACCGAGUCUAGCGGAGAAGAGAGCCGGUCAGCUGCACCACCACCCAUCUUCAACGAACAGACAAAUUAUGUCCCAUUGAGCACUAUCAUUACGAUAUUCCUAGCCUGCUCGACAGUUGAUUUCGUAGCGGUCAUGGACCAAACCACUCUAGCCGGGAGUUUAUCCAUAAUCGGCAAUACAUUAAAUGCCAGCAACAAGACCUCCUGGAUAUCAGGAGGGUAUUUUGUAACAUCAACCUGUUUCCAACUUUUAUACGGACGACUCUCUGACAUCUGGUCCCGAAAAUACGUCCUAUACAUAGGUCUCGCCAUUAUGUUCAUCGGAUCCCUGGCAUCAUCUCUAGCACAGACCGCCACGCAACUCAUCAUUUUCCGCGCCUUCACCGGCAUGGGCGGCGGCGGAAUUACGUCCAUCGCGCAGAUGAUAGUCAGUGACGUGGUUCCACUCCGCGAGCGAGGUAAAUAUCAAGGCAUUCUUGGUGCAGUAAUAGCUAUUGCCAACGGAAUCGGCCCUGUGAUUGGCGGUGCUCUAUCCCCGAUAUCCCACAACUCGUGGAGAUGGAUCUUCCGACUUAUGCUGCCACUCACGGCUAUCUCAAUCCUCGCUGUGAUGUUCUUCAUGCCUUUGCGGAAGGUCACCGGUAACUGGAAAGCGAAGCUGAAAGCUGUCGAUUUCUUCGGCGUCUUUCUAGCUCUAGGAGGCACGGCGGUGCUUAUGCUCGGAUUGACAUGGGGUGGUGGCGAGUAUGUCUGGAAAUCGGCACAUGUUAUAGCAACGCUCAUCGUGGGGGCUGCAGUGUGUGUGGCUUUUGUCCUGUGGGAAUGGAAAGGUCAUCCGUAUCCGCUGAUACCUAUGCAUAUCUUUAAAUCUCGCAUUGUGAACGGCGCGUGCCUGACCAUGUUCAUCAACGGGUGGAAUAUCAUAGUCAUGCUUUACUACAUUCCGACUUUCUAUCAGCUUGUGUUCGGUUAUUCGACUACCAAAGCUGGUGCCAUGGUAUUACCCAUCACAUUGUUGCAGACCCUGAGCAGCACCUUCUCCGGCCUAAUCGUCCACUGGAUCGGCCGAUAUCGCGAAUCCAUCCUCGUCGGCUGGAUGAUCUGGGCCAUCGGACUAGGCCUGAUGUCGACUCUGAACGAGACAUCCAAUCUAGGAAAGCAGAUAGGCUACGGUCUCUUGACAGGUAUAGGUUCAGGGAAUACAUUACAGCCUAACCUCAUUCCGAAAGUACAUCCAUCCCCCCCCACCCUCCACAUCUAUCCCAUCUCCUACCCACUAACACCGACCACCAAAUACAGCUUCAUCCGCAACCUAGGCGGCACCCUCGGCCUCGCUGUCUCGGGCACAAUCAUAAACAACCUCCUCUCCACGUCCAUCACCUCCCUCCACCUAACCACUGCACAAAAGCAAUCCUUCCUUGCCAGCCCAUCCAACUAUCUGUCUAAACUCCCCGCCGACGAAGCAGCACAUGUUCGUGCGCUGCUUAUCCCCGCGUACAAAGAGGGAUUUAGGAUCGUGUUUACGGUGAAUGCGGCGCUCGCGGCGCUGGCUUUCUUCUUGGCGGUGGCGUUGAUGCCGCAGGUGAAGUUGGAGAGGGCGGAUGAUGAGCGGUUGAAGGAGGAGGGGAUGAGGAGGAGAGAGGAGCAGAGAGAAGGGGAGGAUUAG
Molecule: messenger RNA, 1734 nt
Organism: Aspergillus niger
Lineage: Eukaryota; Fungi; Ascomycota; Eurotiomycetes; Eurotiales; Aspergillaceae
Exons: 6
Coding region: 1-1734 (577 amino acids)
Biological process (GO): transmembrane transport
Molecular function (GO): transmembrane transporter activity
Source: RefSeq, a predicted model, not a curated record